AAACCGAACCGGCUAAGUGGAAACAAAACUAGCCGCCACACACUCUCUCGCUCGGUUUACUACCCUCUCCAUCUACUCUCUCGAUCCUUCUUUGGAAAUCAGGCAAAACCGGGAAGAAAGGCGAUGAUGGUAUUCCGGCCAACAUCUCGCCGACGUUUUUGUUUCGAUCGACGGAAGGGAGAAGGAACGUCGCCGGCGGCGAUCUCUGGCGGUGGUGGUGACGAAGACAGGUGGCCCUCUUUACGUCGAGUACGAAAACAGAGUGGCGAGGAGAGUAGCCGAAGGACGGCUGCCGCUGUCAGUUUUGGGUUUCGUCGGCGCCGACGAUGACAGGAGGGGGACACUUGGUUUAGUUUGUCUGUGUUUCUCGUAGCCAAGAGGAAGAAGAGAAGUAACAGAGAUUUUUGCAGAGUAUAUGUUAUUGGUUUGGUGUAUGGAUUUAGGAGAGGAAAGGGAAGAGCACCGGGGAAGGAGAACAAAAGAGUUCCGUCGAGGAAGGGGAAGAGAAGAAGGAAGAAGGUUGCCUGUUUUUUUAUUGCUCAUGGAGAGGAAGA
This is a messenger RNA of Linum tenue, 554 nucleotides long. The record is from the annotation of a GenBank genome assembly. Lineage: Eukaryota; Viridiplantae; Streptophyta; Magnoliopsida; Malpighiales; Linaceae.